AUGACCGAAGAAUACACUAUCCCAAAAAUCCAAAAAGCCGUGGUGGUUGUCACCAAAGGUGAAAGCCCAAUUGUCAAGAUAGACACCAAGUACCCAGUUCCUGAAUGUGGCGAGGAUGAGAUGCUAGUCCGUUUGACCUCCUCGGGGGUUUGUCACUCUGACUUAUCUCUCUUGCAGGCUCACUGGGAUAUUGGUAUGCAGGUACAGGUGGCUGGCCACGAAGGUUCUGGCUAUAUUGUUAAGCACGGUUCGAAAGUGACGGGUACCGAACAGUAUCCAUUAGGCACCAAGGUGGGGGUUCCGCUUGUUUCUAACCCAUGUCGCACCUGCCACGCCUGUGGGUUACCAGAUGGUGAGGUUUAUUGUCCAAAGUCGCCGUUUUACGGCUCCUUUGUCGACGGUACUUGGCAACAGUACAUUACCAUCAAGGAAAAAUACAUCAUUCCAAUCCCGGAAGUGAAGGACACUACCUUGGUCGGGCCGAUUUUGUGCGGUGGUGUGACAGCGUAUAAAGCGUUAAUGACGUCGGGGAAGAAAGCUGGUCAAUGGGUGGUUAUUACCGGUGCUGGCGGCGGGUUGGGGUCAAUGUGUAUCCAAUACGCUACGUCAUUGGGUUUGAGAGUUAUCGGCAUUGAUGCCGGCUCGGAUAAGGAGGACUUGGUAGUCAACAAGUUGGGUGCCGAUGCCUUUAUCGACUUCUUGAAAACCAAGGAUGUGGUGGCUAAGGUUAAGGAAAUCACCGGUGGCCGCGGUGCUGAUGCGGCAAUUAUGUUUGCCCCGGUGGAGUCCUCGUACAACCAGGCCAUUGACUAUUUGGGCUUACAAGGUGUGAUUGUCUGCGUUGGCUUGCCAAAGGCCGGGGCUGAGCUAAAAUUCCCCCCUUCCAAGCUUAUUCUUACUGGUAUCCAGGUGAGAGGUUCGUUUGUGGGUACCCGUCAGGAUAUUAUCCAGGCAUUGGAAUUUGUGGCUCGGGGUAAGGUUGUUCCGCCGGUCCAAGUGAAGCCCAUGGAGGACAUCCAAUCGAUUCUUGACGAUAUGAUCAACGGUAGGGUUUCCGGGAGAAUGGUUAUUGACUUGACCUAA
Messenger RNA from Babjeviella inositovora NRRL Y-12698, 1083 nucleotides. RefSeq names its product zinc-dependent alcohol dehydrogenase. Gene Ontology annotation, molecular function: zinc ion binding; oxidoreductase activity. The transcript has a single exon. The record is from RefSeq and is a predicted model, not a curated record. The coding region runs from base 1 to 1083 and encodes 360 amino acids. NCBI's taxonomy places the organism in Eukaryota, Fungi, Ascomycota, Pichiomycetes, Serinales.